CGGCCGGGCCCGGUUCAGCUGCGGGCGGAGUGAGACACGUGACCUUUCCGCCCGGUGAGCGUUCCCUGCCUCUUAAGGUCACUGAUCUGCAGGCAGGAGUUGAUCCUGGAAGAUAUCUCGCUGCUGUGGGUCACCUGGGAAGAACGGGAGGGUCUUCUGCAGCAGUACGGAUUCUGCGUGGCCCCUAUGCAGCUUGCCUGUGUGCAGCAAUGGUCCCCCCACCCCUCGCUAUUCCACAUCUAGGCAUGCAUGCAUGCAGAACCCUCCCUCCUCUCCCGAAAAAUUUCCAUCCUGAAAAUAAAAGCCGCUUACCGGGAACCCACUCCUCUGUUUGUCCUCCACCAAGUACCAGCUGCUGCGACUGGCUACCUUCCUUCUGGCUAGAGAAGAGCUCCUGGCUGCAUGCCUCCAGGGACUCCGGGGUGUCUCCCCCUACCCCAGUACCCUCACUCUCGGUUUCCUCCUCCUCCCCCUCCUCCUCCGCCCCCCCCACUCUGAAGUGUCCAUCGUGAUCCUCGGAUUGGUGGUGGGGUCACCCCCAAGGAUCGCGUCCAGAUCUUUGUAAAAACGGCAGGUUGUGGGAGCAGCGCUGGAGCGGCAGUUUCCGUCGCGGGCUUUGCAAUAGGCACUCCGCAGCUCCUUCACUUUAACCCUGCACUGCAGCGCGUCCCGGUCAUGGCCCCUUUCCAUCAUGGCCCUUGAUACCUGCCUGAAGGUAUUGUAAUUCCUACGGCUGGAGCGCAACUGGGACUGCACAGCUUCCUCCCCCCAAACACUGAUGAGGUCCAGCAACUCGCCUUUGCUCCAUGCUGGGGCUUGUUUGGCGCGUGGAGGCAUGGUCACCUGGAAAGAUUCACUGAUUGCACUCCACACCUGGCUGAGCAAACAGGAAGGGGAUUUUUAAAAUUCCCGGAGCAUUUAAAAGGCGGGUCACCUGAGGCCAGGGCAGUAGAGUUCGAACUGAUGAGCAGAGUGGCUGAACAGGCAUUCUGGGAUACCUCCGAAUACCUCUGGAGGCCAAUAACAGCACUUUUGGUGGCCACGUUGGUGGAGCAGCGCUGCAUCACCAGCGCUGCAGUCGUUAUUCCCCAGGCCGAGGUGGAGUACAGCCAGCGCUGUAGCCAGGUAGAUACAGCGCUGGAUGUGCCUUACAAGUGUGGACGGUGCCCGAUCCUGCAAAGGGCUUUCUGUGAGCCUGGAUUCUUACCCCCCAUGGGGAUUCCCACUGGAGUGCUGCAGAAAUGAGUGGGGGCCUUGUGACAGCAUCUCUGGUGCCCGAGUUCUCCUGACCGGAGCCAGCACUGGGAUCGGAGAGCAGAUGGCAUAUCAUUACUCCAGGUUUGGUGCUGAAAUAGUUCUGACUGCCAGGAGGGGAACCCUGCUGCAGAAAGUGAUGGAGAAAUGCCUGCAGCUGGGAGCAAAGAAAGUCUUUUACAUCCAGGCCGAUAUGUCUUCCCCUCAAGCCCCGGAAGAGGUGGUGCAUUUUGCUUUGCAAAAACUGGGGGGACUGGAUCACCUAGUGCUGAACCACAUUGGCGGGACCCCUUUCCGGAUGUGGGACGGAGAUGUGGAACACACCCGCUGGCUCAUGCAGGUGAAUUUCCUGAGUUACGUGGCUUUGGCAUCUGCAGCUCUUCCCAUCCUGGCUGAGAGUAAAGGAUCUCUAAUUGUGGUUUCUUCCCUCACAGGGAAAAUCUCAACUCCCUUCACAACCUCUUACUCCGCCACCAAGUUUGCUCUGGACGGAUUCUUUAGCUCCCUGCGCCAUGAGCUUGCCAUGCAGAAGCAAGAUGUGUGCAUCACACUCUGCAUCUUGGGGCUGAUCGACACCGAAAUGGCUUUGGAGAAGACGAGGGACAAGGUGUACAUGAGGGCCUAUCCUGCUGCUGAAGCCGCACUGACCAUCAUCAAAGGCGGAGCCACCAGGGCACGGGAGGUGUUCUACCCCUGGUGGCUGGAGCUGCUGUGCUGCCUGCGGGAUUGGUUCCCCGACCAGAGGGAUGUCAUUAUACAGAGCUUCUAUAACUAUACCAGCGCCUGAGGGACGCAGAGCCGCCAUUUGCUUUGCUCUGCAAAUACAGGCACAAGGCCCUCGCCUCCUGCUGAGGUCAAGGUCAGCCAUUGGCUUCUGUGCGACCAGCAUUUGGACCUGGAACAAGAAAUGUCAGGAAAUUCUUGGCUAAGGAUCCAGUAGCAACCUUAGCUCUGACCCCUCCUCUGUCCGCAUCAGCUUUAACUCUGAUCCCUCCUUUGUCCCCAUCAACCUUAGCUCUUAUCCCUCCUCUGUCUAUCAACCUUAACUCUGACCCCCCUUCCAUCCUUAUAAACAUCUGACUGCUCCUCCCUUCCCAUCAACCUUAACUCUGACCCCUACUCUGUCCCCAUCAACCAUAACUCUUUACCCAUUCUGCUCCCUAUCUAUACUCCAAAGACCUUACACUGUUGUCUGAUCGACGCUGCCUCAGCUUCUCAUACCCCUGCCCCUUGCCACAUUGACUCCAGCCUCUGUGGUCUCAGCCAUCCAUUCAUACGGGCUGGAGUCUCCCCUCUGCCCCAGCCCAUGAUGUCCCAGGGCUAGGGAUAAAGACUCCCCACUUCUCCGAUGCAGGAUAGAAACCAUCCUCCCAGCUGUGUCACCCCCACCUCAAAGACAAUCCUCCCUCCCCCAUAGGAGGCAGACCUUCCCAGUGGGAUAAAGCCUUGAGUCCCCCCCACCGCGUUUCCAAGGGCUCAGGGCCUGGGAUUGGCGAGCAGGGGGCAUGGACAUCUUUCAGGAGGGAUAUAUGUUCACCGUAAAAGGUGGACGAUGGCCCCUUUCCCAACCGCAGGCCAGCUCCAUUCAGCCUUUUCUCUCCUUUCCCUACUUAGCCAAUAAGACGUGGGUGCUAGUCUUGGUGUCCCCUCCCGUGGGUGCUACUUCAGGGGGCCCCCUUCCCCUCUUGGCAAAUAAGACAUGGGGACUUCUGGGCUAGCACCCCCUGUGUGUGAGUCAGGUGGUUCCCCCUGCUGUCACUGAGCAAGGAGAGAGUGAGGUGCUCCCCUCGGUGGUGCAGGGAUUUGCUUGGAGGUUUCUCCCCUGCCUGGUUGGCCAGAGCAACAGGCAGAGAUGAUGCUCCCAGCCCCUGUCCCCUGCUGGCUGGUAAUGAAAGGGAAUGUGAAAGAACCAGUAUGCGCCCAACGUGUGACCGCAUCCUACCGGCCGGGUCCAGGGUUCAGGGAGCACACCCUUCCCAGCUGCGCUGUAAGAUCCUUACCCAAACUCACAUGGAGUCAAUGGGAUCAG
This is a messenger RNA of Gopherus flavomarginatus (Mexican gopher tortoise), 3283 nucleotides long. RefSeq names its product hydroxysteroid 11-beta dehydrogenase 1 like (gene HSD11B1L). Bases 1142 to 2041 code for a protein of 299 amino acids. Gene Ontology annotation, molecular function: oxidoreductase activity. The transcript has 9 exons. Lineage: Eukaryota; Metazoa; Chordata; Testudines; Testudinidae. Gene Ontology annotation, cellular component: intracellular membrane-bounded organelle. The record is from RefSeq and is a predicted model, not a curated record.